AUGACGGUGGAUAGUGCGGCGAUUGCAACUUGGACAAGUGUUCUUGUCAGUGUUCUAUGUAUCGCUUUUUGUGCAUUUUUUGCCACGUCCGUAUGUGAUGAUAUCAAUCAAUUUCUUGACAAUUCAAUGAUAAGUUUCAAAGAAGGACAAGGAAAAACUGAUGAUGCUUGGAAUGAAGUUGUCUAUUUGAAUGACAAACGAUUCAAGUCUGAACUUGUGAGCAACUCUGCAUCGGUUCGUCAGAAGCGUUCUGAUCUUCCAGCUCAUUGCAAUUGUCUUACUCAAAAUCAAUGUCCUCCUGGACCUCCUGGACCACCUGGUCCAGCUGGAAUGGAUGGAAAACCUGGAGAGCAUGGAGCACCUGGACCACAUGGAAUGUCCGGAUCAGAACUUGUUAAGAUCAUGAGAAACGAUGAUAGCUGCAUCAAGGUCCUGCUGGACGUAACACCUGGACCUCGUGGACUACCAGGAGCAAUUGGAGAACCAGGACCUAAAGGAAGAGAUGGAAUGCCUGGAAGACAAGGAAACAUGGGACGCCCAGGACCACCAGGACCAGCUGGAGAUCCAGGAGCUCCAGGUUCAAAAGGGACACCAGGAGCACAUGGAAGACAAGGAAUGCCAGGAGUCCGCUAUUCGCUUGGAGAACCAGGACCAGCAGGAUUCCCUGGACCAAGAGGAGCACCAGGAAAAGCUGGACCACCCGGAGUUGCUGAAGAAGGACCUGAUGGAUUACCAGGACCGGCAGGACCACCUGGAAAACCAGGAAUGCCAGGACCAAUGGGAACACCUGGACAACCAGGAGAAGCUGGAAUCCCAGGAGCCGAUGCUGCGUAUUGCCCAUGUCCAAAACGAGAAGCACUCGUGGAGUCAUCUGUCAUUUCACAGGAAGCUCCGGAAACCGGAUACGGUGAUGGAGGAGAGAAAUCGAAAAGAGAAAAGGUCGAAGAAACACAGCAACAAGAAGAGACAUACGAUAUUUUCAAAUUUGGACAAGUCUAA
Molecule: messenger RNA, 999 nt
Organism: Caenorhabditis briggsae
Lineage: Eukaryota; Metazoa; Nematoda; Chromadorea; Rhabditida; Rhabditidae
Gene: Cbr-col-111
Product: Protein CBR-COL-111
Exons: 3
Coding region: 1-999 (332 amino acids)
Molecular function (GO): structural constituent of cuticle
Source: RefSeq, a predicted model, not a curated record